Molecule: messenger RNA, 1995 nt
Organism: Sycon ciliatum
Lineage: Eukaryota; Metazoa; Porifera; Calcarea; Leucosolenida; Sycettidae
Product: carboxy-terminal domain RNA polymerase II polypeptide A small phosphatase 1-like
Exons: 1
Coding region: 588-1523 (311 amino acids)
Molecular function (GO): RNA polymerase II CTD heptapeptide repeat phosphatase activity
Source: RefSeq, a predicted model, not a curated record
CCAGGUAUCCAGCCUUGUACUUUUGUAGCCUCCACUCCGCUCUUCAGCAUGCUGUGCCUGAUCUGUCGACACGCGACGGUGCAGGACCAGCGUGCAGCUAGCUAGCUAGCUCAGGAACGCUGCACACACGACUCGCGCGUCAUGUGCCUGAUGUGGGGAUUUUGAAGUUUUGUGCCAAGCCAACCAACCCCAGGGCUUGCAGUUGAGCGUGGUGCCGAUCUACUGAGCGACCCUUCUCUCUACUGAAACCUUUGAGUUUGAUCACCCUGUCGACGAUCGCAGAGCAAAGAGAAAUGCAGCGGAAAGGGAAACUGGGCUCAGAUUAGUAGUAUCCCCUGCGCGUAGCUAGGUCUGCGUAGGAAGCAGCAGCGCUGGUGCGACAAUCAAGAAGGAAGGGAGAUCCAGAUCUGAUCGUGUGAAGCGAGAUAAGGAAGUGACUCUCUGAUUUCUGCUGGCUGCGCGCCAAACGCGAAAGGAACGGACACUCUUACUAGUCCUGUGCUUUUAUCGUGCCGAGCCGUUCCGCUGUGGGAUCGGCUAGCGGUACCGCGGUGUUGAUCUACACCCGACCCACCGAUCAGGCAAACAUGGAUCAAUCCAUUAUAACGCAGGUGGCCCGUGACGAUUGUGCGCCGGUCAGUUCUGGAUUUGGUAGCACCGCGACCUCGACCAGCAGCACCAGUGGAAACAGCGGCGUGAACGGCGGACAUGAUGUGCCGAUGGUGAACAGCAAUGGGCACGACGAGGACCAGGGCGAGUUCGGCCAUGACCAAGCUAAUCCGGCGGCACCCGGAGUGCGUAGGACAAGCCUGCUUGCCUCCAUCCUUUGCUGCGCACGCAGCAAAAACGGACAGCAAGGCGAGUCACAGAAUGUGGACAGCCUGUCGUCCUCGGACGAUGGGAGUACGGUGCCAAGCACGAAGUUGUGCCAAUCGACCAUUGCCAGCACCGGCGAGCCUACACUCGCUGACGAUUGCCUGAUCGGCGAGGUGCGCAGUGAGGAUCGGCACAAGAAAUGCGUCGUGAUUGAUUUGGACGAAACCCUUGUGCAUAGCAGUUUCAAUCCCGUCCCCAACGCGGAUUUCGUAAUACCGGUCGAGAUUGAAGGCGUCAUUCACCAGGUGUACGUGCUGAAGCGACCCUACGUUGAUCAGUUCCUCAGGAGAAUGGGAGAACUGUUCGAAUGCGUCCUAUUCACUGCGUCGCUCGCCAAGUAUGCUGAUCCCGUGACGGAUUUGCUCGACCGGACAGGCUGUUUCCGACAUCGCCUGUUCCGGGAGGCCUGUGUCUACUACAAAGGGAACUACGUGAAAGACUUGAGCAGGAUGGGACGCGAGGUGUGCAACACGAUCAUCAUCGACAACUCGCCGGCCAGCUACAUCUUUCAUCCGGACAACGCCGUGCCUGUGGGUUCCUGGUUCGACGAUCCGACCGACACGGAGCUACUGGAGCUGAUCCCGUUCUUUGAAGGUUUGACACAAGUAGAGAACUGCGUUGAUGUCCUCAAACAGUCUUACUCUUGAUCAUGUUUUAGCAGCCACCACAUGUAGCCCAGAUCUCCAUCCCGUAAUCAGCCACAUGUACAGUUGGCUCUGACCUCAACAGCUAGAUGUUGCGGACAACAUUAAAAUUUUGUUGCAAUCCCAAGGAGGCUGGGCCUUUUUAUGGUGGAGAUCUGGUGCUGGAAUGCUAACCACCAAGCACGCAGUGUAGUUAUUCCUGUCUUCAUCCUCCUGCUGCUGGAGAAGGCAUGAGGCAUAAAUCUGGCUAGAGAAAAAACACUAGUUGCCCACAAGGCACCCCUUUUCAAAUUGAUAACAAAUGUCGAAUUUUUAGCUAACCUUUUUUCUAUUGUCUAUUCUCUCUAUUUAUUUGUGACGACCUCUAUCCCUAGCCCUAGCCUAGCCCUGCUGUUGUUCAGAGCCAGAACAUGAAUGUGAAAGAGAAAAAAGGACCUCUCAACUCAAUAUGAGUAUGAGUGGUUCUGUCACAAUA